AUGGAUCAUAUUGAUACAACUACACACGAAGCAGAGCUAGGCUGCGCAGAGGCUCAUAGUCAAUGCGGUCCUGCAGGGUCCGUGAACCUUGCAGCUGAAGCGCCGCAGAGGACGAGCAUCGUGCCCGAUCACGUCUCUUUUUACAAUGAUGACCAAAACGACGACCCUGAAGACUGCCAAGAGACAGUUGACUCUCCCCUGCUUAGCACUUCAUUGGCGGGAUGCUCUGGCAAUGUUUUGGCCAAUAUGGAAUCGAGGAGCGCCUCCCCUAAUGCAGUCCGCGAGUUGGAGGAGGCGUUAUGGCUGGCCCAAGAAGAGCUUGCUGAGGAGCAAAGGCUACGCGCGGAGGAACGGAAACACUAUGCAAUAUUCCAUGAUGAAUACCUCCGACUUCAAGAGGAAAGCAUCAUCAAUAGCAGGCGCACUACUGCUGCCGAGGUGGUUGCUCAAGCAUCGCGUUCUCUAGCAAGGCAAGCGAUUGAAGACAAAGAGUAUGUUGCAAGAUUGCUCAACCAAGCACAGACAGAGCUUCACUGCGUGAUCGCUCUUGUCGAAGACCUCAUGCCUAGAUUUAAAGAGAAGCUCUGCAAGCUUGUUGAACAAGGGAACACAGUCGUUGCAUUGUUAGCCAGCCGUUGGCCAGAGGCAAGACUUAGAAAGCAAAUUGAAGCGCUUGGGAUUUCUGACCAGCCUUUGGCACGGCUGGCUCUGUGCCACGCCCUGAAGACAAAGGAAACUACUUAUGUGAAGGUAGCUCUUCAGCGGUGUUCGGAUGUUUCUACAUCCUGUCUUUCAUCGUCACGAGAGUUAUUGCAGCAUGGGAGGCCUCUUGAGCGCCCACCAGGGGACCCUCAGAUGAAACAAAGCGAGGUGGUUGAGGCAAUGGAGGAUCACGAGGGAACAGCACUUGCAGGGCAGCAAAUCAGAAAAUGUAGCAGCCAAGUGGAAGGUCUUAGUAGAGAGCGCGCUCGAGGUCAUCGCUUGACGGCAGGGCCAGUCGUAGUAGGGACUGAUGCAACCUGUUGCCUGCAAGGUAACAUUCGUCAGCCAUGCCAUGUCCCGCAGGGUCGCAAGUGCCCCAAUAUGGCAGGGGCACUCUCUUCCAGAAUGUACUUGCGUAAUGGCGCUGCUGUUGACAGACGGCCUGGCAGCAAAGGGUGUGUCCCUGCUAUUAUCAGCCCGAAGAAUGGGAACAAGCUUGUUUGUGCCCCAGCAAUAGUUUCAGCACGUCCUCGACUGCAAGCGGCUCCUCCCCGGAAGUUGAAGCCACUUGAUGCAGCAGUGCAUUUGACACCUAGAAAUUUGAGGCACCCUUUGCCUCCUCUUCCUUUUGGAAAAGGAGCUCUCUUGGGAGCCGGGAGAUUGGCAGCACGGGAUCUCAACCACGCAGACCGGUCCGACGUGUCCCUCCCAAAAAAUAAUGCUCAUGGCGAAAUGUUCCCUUGGAAGAAAGACACAGUAACCACUCCGGCAGCAUCAAGGAGAUCAACAGUUCGAUCGGAAAGGCAAUCCAAGGAGGAGCAUGGAAUCAAGCAUCGCGAUACCCAGGGUCACAGCUCAAGGCCGGCAUUCCUUCGCUCUUCUUCAAGGCCGUCUGUCACUCAGUCGAAAGCACCUUCGGAGAGCUCUGGGUUGUCAGCGCACUUCCACACGGGGACCAACUUGCGGGCCACACAGCCACCUCCGGUUAAAGGGGCUACUCUUCGACUUAACGGCAUACCCAGUCGUAUGACAUAUGGAGCAGUACUGCCCAGUGGCAAAGACCCAAUUAAAAGGCAGUCAGUAGCAAACUUUCUCAAGGAAAGUGAGAAGCUAGGGCCUAGUGGCAAGGUAUGUGAAGAUCAAAACCGGAUCGUUAGGAACAAAGGAACACAUGAGGACCUCUCGAGUGGCCUACAGAAGAUUAUAAUGCCGCCAUUGCCAUCUUGCAUCCAGCAAUCGGAGCUUACUAGUGGUAGUGUUGCCGGGGGAUACACUGAAGGUAGCUCUACAGCCGCCUUUUCAGUAGCGGUUGACUCGGAGAAACAAAAUAACACGGAGAAAUGCUCAACGAAUAACAGAAUCAUAGAAACUCCAAAAGCAGCGCCGACCUUUCUUUGUGCUUCGAGAUCUGAACAAAUGGCGGCAGAAUUUCGACAGACAGGAGCGUCACAGUGCAAGAAUGAAAGCAAUGCUGACGCAUCGAAGGCAGCAGCUUCAGUACAAGAAGAACACACUAAGCGUGAACAACAGUCGAUAUUCGCCCCCCGCACUGUGGGUACCUUCGUUUUACAGGAUACUAAGCACAGUGCUUCAGUUCAUGGGGGAAUUUUUCACAGUGGAGCUGCUGGGGUACCUCAGGAUGGUGCGUCUGAAGCGCCUUUGAGUGGAACUACUGCUGUAAGGCAGCUGCGAGUCGCGAAGUCUGGGCAAUCUCUUGCGCCACAGCUGCCUUUUUUGGGAGCCUCGCAUGUUCAGCGAGCUUCAGUAGAUUUUUCGGGACAGAAGAACGGAGAGAGACCAUCUUGGGGUACAUGGAGUGCGCAGCAGAUUCCGGCCUUUGGUGUGGCUCGAGGCACCCUUCCAGUAAACAACCAAAGGCUGUAUCUUGGUAGAUCAUUCAAGGCACCAGACGGAUGGGAACCUAGAACCCCAUAUGAAGAGCCUGUACGCACUUCACUCCCAGAAAACUGUAAAAGUAGCUUGCAAAUGCAUGCGAAGAAUUUCCCCGCUCAGCAUUACCAUUCGUACAUCACCCAAUGCUCAGGAGAAUUGCCGGUGGCAGCCUCUACAGCUGCUCGUCCCCCCGCCGUGGCUCCAAAUAAUCUACCUGCUUAUUGUAUCCAGCAACAGUUAAGCUUGCAACAGCACACACUGCAUCACCCAUACAUACAGUGCCAACCACAUCAGCCUGUAAGAGCAGUCCCCAACCAGCAGUCACACGGGCCCUCCAACGUGCAACUAAUCAUGCGGCAUGUUGCGCCUGGCUUCACUGCACGGCAGCGGCAGCACACGUGGAACCCAACGGCAAUCGGGUGCGCAAACAGAUGA
Molecule: messenger RNA, 3030 nt
Organism: Eimeria necatrix
Lineage: Eukaryota; Apicomplexa; Conoidasida; Eucoccidiorida; Eimeriidae
Exons: 7
Coding region: 1-3030 (1009 amino acids)
Source: RefSeq, a predicted model, not a curated record